AUGCAGCACAAUUCGAACAAUGAACACCAUUCAAAUAGCGCAGCAACGAAUGGGGAGCAGAACGGCUCCAGUCUACAGCUUACAGAUGAGGAGUUUGAUAGAUACUCUCGUCAAAUGAUCGUCCCUGGAAUGGGCAAAGAUGCUCAACUUCGACUUAUAAAUUCCAAGGUCCUCAUUAUCGGCGCCGGUGGUCUCGGCUGUCCAGCAGCCCAAUACAUCGCAGGUGCUGGGAUAGGAACCAUCGGCAUCAUUGACGGCGAUGUCGUUGAACCAUCAAACCUCCAUCGCCAAGUUGGUCAUGCCACCUCUCGCAUAGGCAUGAAGAAAGUUGACAGUCUCAUCACCCAUCUAAGAGACCUCAACCCACUGCCGACCUAUGUUCCUUACACCUAUCCCAUCUCCCGCGAAAACGCAGCAGACAUCAUCACCCUCUACGACCUAGUCCUAGACUGCACCGAUAACCCAGCAACCCGCUACCUCAUCUCCGAUGUCUGCGUUCUCCUCUGCAAACCUCUAGUAUCAGCCGCCUCUGUUCAAAAGUCCGGUCAACUGAUCGUCCUAAACUGCCCACCCACACCCCAGGGAAAGAUGGACAGGAAAUACCCUCCUUGCUACCGUUGCUGCUUCCGCAAACCACCACCAGCCAACACCCAGCUAUCAUGCGGAGAAGCAGGCAUCAUGGGCCCAGUAGUCGGUCUAAUGGGUGUAGCCCAAGCAGGAGAAGCGAUCAAGAUUCUUGCCUCAGCUCUACACCUCCCCCAAUCCAGUUCAGACACCACCACCGAAGACGACCCCCACAACCUAAUCCAACCCACCCUCCUAAUCUACUCCUACGACCUCAACGCCGCCCCAGGCCCCUACACCUUCCGCGCCCUGAAAAUGGCCUCCCGCAAAAAGAACUGCUUCGCCUGCGGCGAGAACUCACCCCAAACUUUGACACUAGAGGGCAUCAAAUCCGGCAAUCCGAAUUACAUCCAGUUCUGCGGGCUCCAAACACCCAAAGCCACCCUCCCUGCGCAGGAUAGAAUCACCGCAUCUGCCUACCACGCAGCGAGAGAAAGUGGGCAAUUGCAGAACCACAUCCUUCUCGACACCAGGGAGAAGGAACAUUUCUCCUUUGGAAGUAUCGACGGUGCGGUGAACGUGCCCUUUGGGAAGCUACUCAUGAAAGCGGCGACCAUCAAGAGGGAUGGUGGUGAUGCUCAAGAGAUCUUACCCCUGAAAUCGGCAGAGGAUCCCAUAUUCGUUGUAUGUCGUCGAGGGCUGGACUCCCAAGAGGCAGUCGAGAAGCUCAAGGAGCUCGGAGUGGACCACGGGGGCAAGAGAAAGAUUGUCGAUAUCAUAGGAGGAAUGAGGGCUUGGAAGGACGAGGUCGAUCCAUCCUUUCCGUUCAUAUAG
Podospora pseudopauciseta is the source of this 1398-nucleotide messenger RNA. RefSeq lists its product as uncharacterized. The transcript is spliced from 2 exons. The coding region runs from base 1 to 1398 and encodes 465 amino acids. Lineage: Eukaryota; Fungi; Ascomycota; Sordariomycetes; Sordariales; Podosporaceae. The record is from RefSeq and is a predicted model, not a curated record. Gene Ontology annotation, cellular component: cytoplasm; cytosol. Gene Ontology annotation, molecular function: thiosulfate-cyanide sulfurtransferase activity; adenylyltransferase activity; URM1 activating enzyme activity. Gene Ontology annotation, biological process: protein urmylation; tRNA wobble position uridine thiolation.